Rhagoletis zephyria (snowberry fruit fly) is the source of this 3661-nucleotide messenger RNA. It is a transcript of the gene ClC-c, whose product is annotated as chloride channel protein 3. Lineage: Eukaryota; Metazoa; Arthropoda; Insecta; Diptera; Tephritidae. Gene Ontology annotation, molecular function: voltage-gated chloride channel activity. The record is from RefSeq and is a predicted model, not a curated record. Gene Ontology annotation, cellular component: plasma membrane; early endosome; synaptic vesicle. Gene Ontology annotation, biological process: chloride transport; transmembrane transport.
UGCAACACUGAGCAAUAAAGUGUUAGCACGUCAUUAGUUUUUUUCUCCAAUUUGAUCGUGUGUGAGUGCAGAGAAAAUUUUCCAAUUUUUUUUUCAAUUUACAAAGAACUCAAGUGAAUCCUGUUUAAAUUUUCGUAAUUAUUUAUAUUUUUAGAAUGAGUACGUGCUUUUAUAUAUCAGGAACUGUAAUUACAGCAUAAGUUAAAAUCGUUAUGGAAAAAUUUCCAUUAAAAGGUAGCAGAGAGAUUGCAGCUGAAGGGAAUAGUUACAUUACGGCCUAUCAGUCGGUAUUGAAAAAGUCAAACGGUCACACAGGUGUUGUAGGAGAUAUUACUAGUACUCAGGAUCAUCCAUUGGCUACCUCAUCUCUAACAAAGGAAAGCAACGGUACUGCUACAACAACUGCACUCACAGUUGCGGACGACGACGAGGAAAUGAUCGAUAUCACACCACAUUCAAGUCCAGGCGAUGCUGGGCAUUCAUCUAAUUUCAAUUACAAGCGACAUACUUCAGCGGAUUCUGAUUUAGAGGGCGAGCGUGAGCAUCAUUACUCACGGAAUCACCAUCAUGUACCAACACAUAGCGCUUUCGGCGAUACCAAUGACAACGCGCACGAUGAUAUACCUGGCAUUGGACAAUACGAUGAUUUUCACACGAUCGACUGGCAACGCGAUAUUGCUCGUGAUCGCAUGCGGCAUCGCUACAUAGUCAAAAAGAGACAGGAUUCAUUUUGGGACCUUCUGAAGGGUGCUCAUGAUGCAUGGUCCGGUUGGUUAUGUGUACUCUUUGUUGGUAUUGCUGCUGGUUUUGUAGCUGGCAUGAUCGAUAUUGGCGCCAGUUGGAUGUCUGAUUUGAAGCACGGCAUUUGUCCACAAGCUUUUUGGUUUAAUCGCGAGCAAUGCUGUUGGCCAACAAAACAAUCUGUAUUCGAAGAGGGCAAUUGCUCAACGUGGAAGACUUGGCCGGAGAUUAUGGGUAUGGAUCGUAAUGGCACUGGCGCCUACCUAAUGUCCUAUUUCUGGUUUAUCAUAUGGGCGCUAAUGUUUGCCGCACUAAGUGCAUCGCUAGUGCGCAUGUUUGCACCGUAUGCCUGUGGUUCUGGUAUACCGGAAAUUAAGACCAUACUUUCCGGAUUUAUUAUACGUGGUUACUUGGGCAAGUGGACGUUGCUAAUUAAAUCUGUUGGUCUCAUGCUCUCUGUAUCAGCGGGUUUAACGUUGGGCAAAGAAGGUCCCAUGGUACAUAUAGCCAGCUGUAUAGGCAAUAUAUUCUCGCACAUGUUUCCAAAAUAUGGACGCAAUGAGGCGAAGAAACGUGAGAUUCUAUCUGCAGCUGCAGCGGCUGGUGUGUCUGUGGCUUUUGGUGCACCCAUCGGUGGUGUGCUGUUCUCACUCGAGGAGGUUUCCUACUAUUUUCCGCUGAAGACGCUGUGGCGUUCAUUCUUUUGCGCAUUAAUUGCCGCAUUCGUUUUACGUUCACUGACACCCUUUGGAAAUGAGCAUUCGGUAUUAUUUUUCGUCGAAUAUAAUAAACCUUGGAUAUUCUUCGAACUUAUACCAUUUGUGUUUUUGGGAAUUAUGGGCGGUGUAAUCGGCACAAUAUUUAUCAAGGCGAAUUUAUGGUGGUGUCGUUACCGCAAAUUUAGCAAGCUAGGCCAAUAUCCCGUUGUUGAAGUGCUGGUGGUGACACUUGUAACUAGCAUCUUGUGCUUUCCCAAUCCAUUUACGCGCAUGAAUAUGAACGAGCUUAUUUAUUUACUCUUCAGUCAAUGUUCGCCGGGCGAUACCACGAAUCCGCUAUGCGAUUACAAGCGCAUGAAUAUUACGAAUGGCGCCACAUCUUCGAUAGAAGUGACGGAACCGGGCGCUGGUGUAUAUCAUGCUAUUAUUUUGCUCCUACUUGCUUUUGUAUUUAAAUUAGCAUUGGCUGUUUUCACUUUUGGCAUGAAGGUACCUGCGGGCUUGUUCAUACCUUCCCUGCUACUGGGUUCAAUUAUGGGUCGCAUUGUAGGAAUUGGCGUUGAACGUUUCGCCUACAGCUAUCCAAACAUCUGGCUCUUCACCGGCGAAUGCGUCAGUGGCAAAAAUCUUAUUACACCCGGUUUAUAUGCGAUGGUGGGCGCAGCUGCGACUCUGGGCGGCGUAACACGCAUGACUGUCUCCUUGGUGGUAAUCAUGUUCGAGCUGACAGGCGGCGUUGGUUAUAUAGUUCCAUUGAUGGCUGCUGCUAUGGCUUCGAAAUGGGUGGGUGAUGCCCUCGGAAGACAGGGUAUAUAUGAUGCACACAUAGCUCUUAAUGGUUAUCCGUUCCUCGAUAGUAAAGAAGAGUUUGCACAUACAACUCUGGCAGCUGAUGUAAUGCAACCAAAAAGGAAUGAGACUCUUAAUGUUAUCACGCAAGAUUCUAUGACUGUUGAUGACAUUGAGACAUUACUAAAGGAGACUGAGCAUAAUGGAUAUCCAGUUGUAGUGUCAAAAGAAAGUCAGUAUUUAGUUGGGUUCGUGCUGCGCAGGGAUCUCAAUUUAGCUAUAGGUAACGGCAAGCGGCUGAUCGAGGGUAUCACUGGCUCGUCGAUAGUAUUAUUUACAUCUGCAGCGCAAACUCAGAAUUUGGGUCCACCACCGCUGAAAUUGAAGAAAAUCUUGGAUAUGGCGCCCAUAACGGUAACAGAUCAGACCCCAAUGGAAACUGUGGUGGAUAUGUUCCGAAAAUUGGGAUUACGGCAAACACUGGUGACACAUAAUGGUCGUUUGCUGGGUGUUAUAACUAAGAAGGACGUUUUGCGCCAUGUUAAGCAAAUGGACGAUGAGGAUCCAAAUACUGUUUUGUUCAACUAAUUGAAAUAAAAUACAGCCAUUACCGCCAAGAAAACCUGGCGCAGUCCAUCCUAGGCAGUCAAAAGUUUAUCAUCGAGGCAUAAUGUUUGCUGUACAAGAAAUAUGUAGCUGAAUUGUUUCCGAUAUCAUUAUUGUUAGUCUUACUAUAUAUGUAUAUUUACGCUCUUGUAUAUGUAUAUUGCGCUCUGGCGCAUAUUAUGUAUGUAUUUUUGAUAUUUUGUAUAUUAACCAAUUAUUCAUUGUAUGAAUUUCCUCGGCAAGCAUUCUCCUCAUGUCUUGUUAAAAAGUUCUGACGGAAAUUUGGUUUAUACAUAUUACAAUUAUUUUUGUUUUGCAGCUAGGAGGAUUCAUGUGUGUAUAUAUAUGUCUGUCUAUCCGACUUAUUCCAAUAUACAAUUAUACAUAUAUUUUUGAUAUGUUUUAUGUAAAUUGUCACCUUUACAAUAUAUUCCUAACAAAUUUUAAUCAUUUGCUUGCAUCCGUUACUUUACAAUGAGAGCAACUUUAUUGUAUUUACUAAAAACGAUUUUAUUUGUAAUAUAAAAAGAGAGUUAGGGCCAUUUAGCGUCAAAUUUAUCAAUAAAAAGUCACAUUACAACAAAUGCACCGUACUGUGUAAUCUAGUUUAUAAAUACAAGCGUAUAUGCGAGACCGUAACUACUUGAAAAAAGUUGUAAUAACAUACAUUUUCGCUUUAAUUAACAUAUGGGCAAAUCCUGGCGUUGUGGACCUUACGUUCGGACGUUUCUUUAACUUUUUUUGGCGGCAAAACAGGAAAAGUUAAAAUAUUUGCCUGGUAUACGGAAAGGUUUAUAGCAGUACUU